This is a messenger RNA of Sparassis crispa, 3246 nucleotides long. Its product is annotated as Probable importin subunit beta-4. NCBI's taxonomy places the organism in Eukaryota, Fungi, Basidiomycota, Agaricomycetes, Polyporales, Sparassidaceae. Gene Ontology annotation, molecular function: small GTPase binding; nuclear import signal receptor activity. Gene Ontology annotation, cellular component: cytoplasm; nucleus. Bases 1 to 3246 code for a protein of 1081 amino acids. The record is from RefSeq and is a predicted model, not a curated record. The transcript is spliced from 15 exons. Gene Ontology annotation, biological process: protein import into nucleus.
AUGGAUCCCAAUUUCGUGCAAAACCUGCAUCAUCUCCUUGUGCAAUCGACCUCUAAUGAUACCAUUCAACUGAAGGCUGCUACAGCUCAGCUGAACAGAGAAUACUAUAAAAAUGCCGCUUGUAUACCCGCCCUUGCCAGCAUUAUCGCGAGCUCGCCAGAACAAGCAGUGCGACAACUUGCUGCUGUAGAGUUGCGCAAACGCGUGCUGCAGAACAGCGGAGAGUUGUGGAUUCAGGUCUCGCAAGAAGACCGGGAAGAGAUCAAGGGUAAGCUGCCUGAGCUUAUUCUCGCUGAGCCAAGUAACCUCGUGCGCCAUUCGACUGCGCGGGUCGUCGCUGCUAUCGCCUCGAUCGAAAUUCCCCUCGGCCAGUGGCCGCAGCUCCUUCCGUUCCUGCAACAAACAUGCCAGUCCCCGCAGGUCGUCCACCGUGAAGUCGGGGUAUACAUCCUGUACACUGUUCUCGAAAACAUCGUUGAAGGCUUCGAGUCGCACCUCCAGAGCUUCUUCAAACUGUUCGAAGUACUACUUAACGAUCCAGAGAGCGCGGAUGUCAGGAUUACUACUGUCAGGGCACUGGGUGUCAUUGCCCAGUACAUCGACACAGAUGACAAAAGCGAUAUUAAAUCGUUCCAAGUCCUGCUGCCGGGUAUGAUUAAUGUCAUUGGCCAGUGCGUUGAGAGUAAUAACGAGACCGGUGCCCGCCAAUUGUUUGAUGUCCUGGAGACGCUUCUCAUUUUGGAGAUCCCGCUUGUGGGCCAGCACACCCCUCAGCUCGUGCAGUUCCUUUUGACCUGCGGAAGUAACCGAAAUUACGAUCCCGAGAUGAGAGUGCUCUCCCUGAACGCACUAACUUGGACCGUGCAGUAUAAAAAGACAAAAAUCCAGUCUAACAACCUUGCUGCUGCGAUCUUGGAAGGCCUCAUGCCAAUCACGACGGAAGAGGAGCCGGAGGACAUCGACGACGAUGCACCCUCACGCUCUGCUCUCCGCAUUAUCGACUGCCUCGCGACAAGCCUGCCUCCAUCUCAGGUAUUUCCCGCUCUUCGUGCUCUCAUCCAACAGUACUUCUCUUCACCGGAUCCCUCCUUGCGCCGGGGUGCUAUGCUCGCACUGGGAGUAGCCGUUGAAGGUUGCAGUGAAUUCAUGACACCACUAAUGGUCCACAUUUGGCCCAUUAUCGAGGCUGGGCUCCAAGAUCCUGAUGCUACGGUCCGCAAGGCAAGCUGCAUCGCCGUCAGCUGCAUGUGCGAGUGGUUGGAGGAAGACGUUGUCUCCAGGCACGCCGUGCUUGUGCCUACGAUGAUGCGACUCGUGAAUGACCCUGUCACCCAGCGCGCUGCGUGCACUGCCCUUGAUGCGCUGCUGGAAAUCUCUGAGAAUGUCAUUGAACAGUACCUGCAGCUCAUCAUGGAGCAACUGGGGGGCCUCCUCGAGUCCGCGCCCAUCCCCGUCAAGUCGGUCGUCAUCGGCGCGAUGGGCAGUGCUGCGCAUGCGUCGAAAGAGAAGUUCCUGCCGUACUUCCAACCGUCGAUGGAGCGCUUCAAGCACUUCCUUGUUCUCACUGGCGAGGGCGAGGAACAGGAACUGCGUGGAAUUACCAUGGAUGCUAUAGGCACGUUCGCUGAGGCUGUUGGAAAAGAUGUGUUCCGGCCGUACUUCGCCGAUAUGAUGAAGCAGGCCUUUGAGGGUAUUAGGAUGGGCAGCGCACGCCUCAGGGAGUGUAGCUUCUUGUUCUUCUCUGUGAUGGCAAGAGUGUUCCAGGAGGAGUUUGCGGUGUAUCUCCCUGAUGUCCUUCCUUCGCUUAUUGCCAGCUGCAACCAAGCCGAGCAUGGAGAGCCUGGCCCCUCGAUCUCUAAUGCCGAAGCUACGGUCAGCUUUGCGUCGGGCUCGUCGCCGGCUAACGCCAUCACUGUCAUGGACGAUAUGGGCGCUGUGGAAGUCGACCUCGACGAUGCUGUCGAUAUUGACAGGAUGCUCGAUGUGAACAGCCAGAUCUGCAUCGAGAAGGAGAUUGCCGCCGACACCAUCGGGACGCUCUUCGUCUCAACACGCCGAUAUUUCCUACGAUACGUCGAAGAGUCAACACAGCUGCUGCUUAGCUUACUCCCGCACUAUUACGAUGGCAUCAGGAAGUCAGCUGUCGACUCGCUGCUGGAAUUCGUUCAGACGUUCUACGAACUCAGCGAGCCGCAGGAGUGGGUACCUGGUAGGGCGUUUCACCCUCUGCAGCCGAAUGUGAAGAAGCUUGUCGACCAUAUUUUUCCUUCGCUCCUGGAGUUGUUUGAAUCGGAAGACAACAAAAAAGUCGUCUCGGGCUUGUGCAUUGGCCUUGCGGAGACUAUCAACAAACUAGGGCCCGCAUUCUUAGAAAACAAGAUGGAGCAGGUCGCGGGUAUAGCGAUCCAGAUCCUUGAACAGAAAGCUGUUUGUCAGCAGGACCCGGAUCAAGAUGAGAAUGAAGAAGCGCCGGAAGACCAGGCAGAAUUUGAUUCUCUUCUCAUCUCAUCAGCUGGUGACCUCGUUUCCGCCUUGGCAAAUGCGUUCGGACCCGACUUUGUGCCGGGAUUCAACAGAUUUUUCCCUGCGAUUUCGAAGUACUACAAAAAGACUCGCUCCCUCAGUGACCGCUCAUGUGCUAUCGGUUGUCUCUCUGAGAUCAUCGCGGGGAUGAAGAACUCUGUUACUCCUAUGACUGAGCCGUUGUUGGAGCUGUUUUACCGUGCUUUGGCGGACGAUGAAGCAGAGGUGCAAUGCAAUGCUGCAUUUGCGGCCGGUCUCCUUGUGGAACACUCCGAGAUGGACCUGUCCCCACAGUAUUUGCACCUCCUCGCCGCUCUCCGGCCGCUCUUCGUCCUUGCACCCGGUGCAUCUUCAGUGAGACUCAAUGCCCGUGACAAUGCUGUUGGCGCAGUUGCUCGUAUGAUCAAGAAGAAUGUUGCUGCUGUUCCGUUGGACCAGGUGUUGCCUGUCUUCUUUGACGCACUUCCUCUCAAGAACGACUUUUUGGAGAAUCGCCCCGUUUUUGGAGCAAUCUUCCUGCUCUUCAGGACCAAUCCGGCUGUGCUGCACCCGUACAUGGACCGGCUGCUGCAAUUAUUCGCCUACGUGCUCGAUCCGUCUGGCCCAGAUCAAGUCGGUGACGAGGUCCGGGCGGAGCUGAUCCAGUUAAUUGGAUUGCUGAAUGCAGAGGACCCAAGCAAGGUGCAAGCGGCGGGUCUUUCGCCAUUUGUCCCUGGUGGUUGA